This is a messenger RNA of Quercus robur (English oak), 6819 nucleotides long. Its product is annotated as probable LRR receptor-like serine/threonine-protein kinase At3g47570. The coding region runs from base 140 to 3310 and encodes 1056 amino acids. The record is from RefSeq and is a predicted model, not a curated record. Gene Ontology annotation, molecular function: protein kinase activity; protein binding; ATP binding. Lineage: Eukaryota; Viridiplantae; Streptophyta; Magnoliopsida; Fagales; Fagaceae. The transcript has 22 exons. Gene Ontology annotation, biological process: protein phosphorylation.
UCCACCAUACCCACACAAAAAAAGUCUAGGUCUUUGUAGGAUUGACGCUAUUUUGUCGUCAUGAAGAGGCUGUGCUCCCAUAUUUCUACUGUAUAGACGCCUUAUUUUGUUAGGCAAACGUAAAUUUUGCAUAUUGGAAAUGAAAAUGCAAGCAAUGAAUCUGAGAUUAUUGUGCUCAAUUCAAUUCCAAACCAUCCUUCUCUUGUUGGUUGUACUUCUACAUGUUAAAACUCUUUCUGUUUCUGGUAUUAGUAUUGCCACCUCAACUUAUUUCGGUGGGAAUGAGACUGAUCAUCAAGCUUUGUUGGCCUUCAAGAGACAGAUAACACGUGACCCUGAAAACGUUUUCAGCUCGUGGAAUGAUUCCUUCCAUUUCUGCGAGUGGGAAGGUGUUACUUGUGGCCGCAAGCAUAGAAGAGUCACUGUAUUAGAUCUGAGUACCAGAGGUUUGGUGGGUUCCUUGUCUCCAUACAUAGGCAACCUCAGCUUCAUUAGGGAAAUAGUGCUGGCAAACAACACCAUUGGAGGCAAAAUCCCUGAUGAAGUUGGCCGUCUAUUCAGGUUGCGUGUAUUGAGUUUGACUAAUAACUCCUUCCAAGGGGAAAUUCCUGCAAACCUUUCCCAUUGCUCCAACAUUAAGAUUCUUAGAGUCAGUAGAAAUAAACUUUCGGGGUCAAUCCCAAAGGAGCUUGCUUCUUUAUCAAAGCUGGAGUUUCUAGCUCUUUACGCUAACAAUCUCAGGGGAGGAAUCCCACCUUUCUUUGGGAACUUUAGCUCUCUCCAAGUUUUAUCUGCAGCCGAAAAUGUCUUUGGAGGACACAUUCCAGAUGCCUUGGGUCAAUUAAGAAGCUUAACGUACCUUGCACUGUCUCGGAAUAAACUCUCUGGACAUAUUCCAGAUACCUUGGGUCAAUUAAGAAGCUUAACGUACCUUGCACUGUCUGGCAAUAAACUCUCUGGUUUGAUCCCUCCAUCUUUAUAUAAUCUUUCGUCUAUUACUAUUUUUACAAUGUCCAGAAAUGAGCUUAGUGGAAGUCUUCCCACAAACUUAUUCCUCACCCUUCCGCAUCUCCAGUGGUUUGUAAUCUAUGAAAACCAACUUACCGGAUCUCUUCCAGUUACAUUAUCUAAUGCUUCUAAGUUACAAGAAAUAGAUUUUGGCAGUAACAAUUUUACGGGAAAAAUUUCAGUCAAUUUUGGAGGCUUACACGGUUUGGAGGUAUUAUUAAUUGAUGAUAAUAAUUUAGGAAGUGGAGAUGAUGAUGAAAUGAAUUUCUUUCAAUCUCUAGUCAAUUGUAGCAGUUUACGGAAAAUAAGUCUUUUAAGGAAUCAACUCAAAGGUACGUUGCCUAAUGUUUUGGGUAAUCUUUCAACCCAGCUUACCUUUUUUGAAAUUGACGAAAAUCUUUUUUUUGGAGAGAUCCCUAUAGGGAUGGGUAAUUUGGUCAACUUGACAACCUUAGGGAUGAGUGGUAACAAGUUUUCAGGGACAAUCCCAGAUGAUAUUACUGGUCUUAAAAAGUUGCAGCGUUUAUGGUUAAAUAACAAUAGGCUCUCAGGAAUGUUACCAAUUACCCUCGGAAACCUAACAUUGUUAAAUGAAUUGUACUUAUGUAAUAACAAAUUGCAAGGAACUAUCCCAUCAAGUAUAGAAAAUUGCCAAAAUUUGUUGUUGUUAGAUCUUUCACAAAACAAUCUCACUGGCAUCAUUCCAAAGCAACUCUUUGCGGUUUCCAUGCUGUCAAUUAGACUUAGUUUAGCUCAAAACUUUUUCUUAGGAUCACUACCUUCUGAGGUCGGCAAUCUUGUCCAUUUAUAUGAGCUGGACUUAUCUGAAAACAAGUUGUCUGGUAAAAUUCCAAGCAGCCUAGCCUCUUGCACAAGCCUUGAGUACCUUUACCUGGAGGGUAAUUUAUUUCAAGGAGAAAUUCCAACAUCCCUGAGUUCUUUGAGGGGUAUUCAAGUCAUGGAUCUUUCUCGGAACAACUUCUCUAGUCAAAUUCCAAAUUUCUUGGAGAAACUCUCCCUCAAGAAUUUGAAUUUAUCCUUCAAUGAUUUUCAGGGAGAGGUUCCAACAAAAGGGGUUUUCGCAAAUGCUAGCGCAAUAUCACUCAUUGGAAAUAGUAGAUUGUGUGGGGGCAUAUCGGAACUAAACUUGUCGAGGUGCUUAGCAAAAGAAGAGAAGAAAAUAAAGUGGCCUUUUUCAGUCAAAGUGGUAAUCUCAAUGGCAUGUGUGAUUUUGGUAAUAACCAUAGUGUCAUUUUUCUUAUUUUAUUGGCGCAAAAAUAAAAGAAAUGAUAAUUCUUCAAAAUCUUCCUUGAAGCAAUCAUUUUUGAGAGUGUCUUACCAAAUGCUCCUUAAAGCAACUGAUGGAUUUUCAUUAGCAAAUUUGAUUGGUGUUGGUAGUUUUGGCUCAGUGUAUAAAGGCAUCCUUGGUGACGAUAGAUCAAUUGUUGCAAUUAAGGUACUAAAUAUUCAACGUCAAGGAGCUUCCAGGAGUUUCGUCUCCGAGUGUGAAGCCUUGAAAAAUAUUCGUCACCGAAAUCUUGUGAAGAUCAUAACUUGUUGCUCAAGUGUGGAUUUUCAUGGCAAUGAUUUUAGGGCUCUAGUUUACGAGUUCAUGCCAAAUGGAAGUCUAGAAAAUUGGUUGCAUAUGGAUCUAGAAACAAAUAUCAUGCAGGUAGAGAUACGAAAUCUGAACAUUCGUCAAAGAACAAACAUUGCCAUUGAUGUCGCUUGUGCACUUGAUUACCUACACCACCAUUGCCCAAUGCCAGUUGUUCAUUGUGAUAUAAAGCCAAGCAACAUUCUUUUCGAUUGUGAUAUGAUUGCUCAUGUUGGAGAUUUUGGGCUUGCGAAGUUUCUUUUAAGACUUACCGAUUUGAAAGAAAGUAGUUCGAUUGGAAUAAGAGGAACAAUUGGGUACACCCCUCCAGAGUACGGUUUAGGAAGUGAGGUGUCAACCAAAGGAGAUGUGUACAGCUAUGGAAUUUUAUUGUUGGAGAUGAUAACAGGAAAGAGACCCACAAAUAGUGUGUUUGAGGGAGGCCUUAACCUUCACAACUAUGCUAGCAUGGCCGUACCAGACGGUGUAAUGGAAGUUGUGGAUCCAAAACUUUUAAAUAAUGUUGAUGAAGUUCUUGGAAAUCACAGUGGUUGCCUUGCAAAUAAAAUAAAGGAGUGUUUGAUAUCCAUGGUCAAGGUCGGAGUGGCAUGCUCUAUGGAGUUGCCACAAGAACGAUGGGACAUUAGCAAGGCCAUCUCUGAGUUGCAUUUGGUUAGGGACAUUAUUCUUGGUGCUAGGAUUUAGCACAUCAUGCUUGGCUAUAUGGAAGGUCCGACUCCUUCAAAGUGUUACAUUGGAUGGAAAGACUUUUCUGACAUUCUAGAUAGGCUUGCCUAUGGUUAUUCAUUGAAUAAGAAGUAUUUUGCAUGUUUCAUAUACCUUGUCUUCUAUAUGUUUCUUUUAUACGCCUGAGUAGCUCAAAUAAUUUCCUACAAUCUUGUAUUAGUGUAUUAAAUCUAUUGUUAUAUAUUAUGCUUGGACAAUUAAAUACCAACUUUAUUUGUAGAUGUAAAAUAAUUUUCUACAAAUAAGAAGAAUUAUUUUUCCCUUGCUAAUUUCCAUUCUUCAAAGCUUGAGCUCAUAAAAUAGAGGGAUGGUCGAUUUGGCUUAUCAGUGUAAAUUACAUAACAUGCUAUGUUUGCCUAAUUUUCAAUAACAAAAGUAAUCUGAUGAUCAUGCUUGACAAGAUAGGGCACAUAGUAGAUACCAUACACAUAAUUUCAAGAUCUUGUUGGCUAGUCAACUCUAUUAUGGAUUUAAUUCUAUUAUAAAAGUCGAGCUAUAAUUGUUAAGAUGAAACUAAAAAAUUUGGAGUCACCUAAUCGUGUUGAAUAACAGUUAAAUUAAAAAGACAGUUUAUUAAUUAUACAAGACUUUUUUUAGAAGCUCCACAAGUAAUUAAUGCUCUUGUUGGUCAGCUAAGAUGGGUUCGUGUUUGACCUUGACGAGUACAAAAUCAUAUCGGGUAUGAGCAACAAGUGUAUUAGAUUAAGAUAAGUUGUUAUUCUGAUAGCCUCUACCUGGUAUUUGACGUGAAUGACAAGAAAAAGCCAAUAGAUGUGCUCAAAGGAUUUUUGAUUCUCAGUGGAGUCUUUCUUCAAAGAGAAAGUGGUAUCAUUCCUUAACACAUCAUGCCCACAAAGACCACCACUCCACUCCUAUGGGAUUUCCUCCCACUAUCCUCAGCUUGAUGAUUCAUUAUUUGUAGGAAUUGAGAUUGUUUUAUCCUUAGGGACAUCGACAUGGCUAAACAUGUACAUUUAUCAAGGUAUUGAAAGAUUCACAUAGUAAAUGACAACCGGACAAGAAUGCACUGAACUCGUUGUCAAGAAAAGUGAAAAUCAAAUUGGCACUAAACUAUGGCUUCAAAAUGGGCCACUUGUUCUUUGGUUAUCCUUUCUCAAAGAAGCUAUUGCAGCAAGUUAAGUCAUAUUGUGUAAUAAAGUCCAAGAUGGUGUUUCAAGAUCAACUCUCAGAGACCAAAAUGCCUUAGAUCUAUCCAAGCAAGCUGAAUCACUGAUUGAUGUUUUGGUGAAUAUUCUUGGAUGGGAGGAUCAAAACAUGGUUGAUGAGAUAAAUUGCAAUCUUCUCUUAAUAAUUCACUGAUUCUACUUCAAGAACUAAGGAGUCAUAUUGGAAGAGAGGAAUGUGGAGCAGCCUUUAAAGGACAAGAUCCUAUGUCAAGGUCAUCAAGAUGUACUUUUCUACAACUAAAAGGCAAACUGGGGGAGUGGGGCUGGUGGGGUUUGAACCAUCAUGACUAGACACCAUAAAAGGUGUUGGAACACUAUGGUACCUCUUGAAUACCAGGGUUUUGUGAAUGAUUGGUGCUAGGAUUUAGCACAUCAUGCAUGGCUAUAUGGAAGGUCCAAAAAGUCUUGUGCUCCUUCAAAGUGUUACAUUGGAUGGAAAGACUUUUCUGGCAUUCUAGAUAGGCUUACCUAUGGUUAUUAAUUGAAUAAGAAGUAUUUUGCAUGUUUCAUAUACCUUGUCUUCUAUAUGUUUCUUUUAUACGCUUGAGUAGCUCAAAUAAUUUCCUACAAUCUUGUAUUAGUGUAUUAAAUCUAUUGUUAUAUAUUAUGCUUGGACAAUUAAAUACCAACUUUAUUUGUAGAUGUAAAAUAGUUUUCUACAAAUAAGAAGAAUUAUUUUUCCCUUGCUAAUUCCCAUUCUUCAAAGCUUGAGCUCAUGAAAUAGAGGGAUGGUUGAUUGGGCUUAACAGUGUAAAUUACAUAACAUGCUAUGUUUGCCUAAUUUUCAAUAACAAAAGUAAUCUGAUGAUCAUGCUUGACAAGAUAGGGCACACUGUAGAUACCAUGCACAUAAUUUCAAGAUCAUGUUGGCUAGUCAACUUUAUUAUGGAUUUAAUUCUAUUAUAAAAGUCGAGCUAUAAUUGUUAAGAUGAAACUAAAAAAUUUGGAGUCACCUAAUCGUGUUGAAUAACAGUUUAAUUAAAAAGACAGUUUAUUAAUUAUACAAGACUUUUUUUAGAAGCUCCACAAUUAAUUAAUGCUCUUGUUGGUUAGCUAGGAUGGGUUCAUGUUUGACCUUGACGAGUACAAAAUCAUAUCGGGUAUGAGCAAUAAAUGUAUUAGAUUAAGAUAAGUUGUUAUUCUGAUAGCCUUUACCUGGUAUUUGACGUGAAUGACAAGAAAAAGCCAAUAGAUGUGCUCAAAGGAUUUUUUAUUCUCAAUGGAGUCUUUCUUCAAAGAGAAAGUGGCAUCAUUUCUUAACACAUCAUGCUCACAAAGACCACCACUCCACUCCUAUGGGAUUUCCUCCCACUAUCCUUAGAAUAAACUGAAUUUUUCCAUGUGGCAGUACGUUGACCAUCCAGCCUUGCUGAAUAUGCAUCCGCCACAACAUAUCGGAUUAUCGAAGGAAAUGAUAUUGGGUACAUUGAUGUGUGUCAAUGAUGAUUCCAACCCCAGUCUGUAUCCACCAUCAAAGAAGAUAAGAUUGAACUUCGAAGAAAUAUGGUUCCAUCUAAAAAACAACCUUGAUGUCAAGGCACAUACAACCGCACACACAUACAAAGUAAUAUAGAUAAUCGGGACAAAGGGAGGGAGAGAACGAAGGACUUCUCAUGUUCAAAUCUAUGUAAUAUGUAAAUAUUGGAUCUGUCAUAGUUACGUGAAAGGAAUAGAGUGCACAGGGACAUCGACAUGACUAAACAUGUACAUUUAUCAAGGUAUUGAAAGAUUCACAUAAUGGUGCUUCAAGAUCAACUCUCAAAGACCAAAAUGCUUUAGAUCUAUCCAAGCAAGCUGAAUCACAUAAUGCCUGUGGAGGAUCAGAACAUGGUUGAUGAGAUAAAUUGCAAUCUUUUCUUAAUAAUUCAUUGAUUCUGCUUCAAGAGCUAAGGAGUCAUAUUGGAAGAGAGGAAUGUGGAGCAGCCUUUAAAGGACAAGAUCCUAUGUCAAGGUCAUCAAGAUGUACUUUUCUACAACUAAAAGGGACACAGCAAACACAUGGGAAGUGGACAUUCCAGUUAAACCACCAGAUGUACUUUUUAGCAUAUUUCUUGGCAGUGUAACACAUGGUCAGAUAUUGAAGGUUUGCUCUAUUUGGGUGGCAGAAAUGAAGGCAUGAAUUCAAAAUGGAUAGACAUUUAAGAGUUUCUCCAGUAUUGAAAUUUAAUUUCAACUAAUCAAAUUAAACCCACUUAUCUAUCACAGGAUUUGAGUCGAUUAGUUAUUGCACGUAAAAUGUAAAGAAUCUUUUUAAUAUUCAGCCUCAUAGUCUUUCACCUU